Messenger RNA from Scophthalmus maximus (turbot), 2414 nucleotides. RefSeq names its product zinc finger protein 576, tandem duplicate 2 (gene znf576.2). Gene Ontology annotation, cellular component: nucleus. The transcript is spliced from 5 exons. NCBI's taxonomy places the organism in Eukaryota, Metazoa, Chordata, Actinopteri, Pleuronectiformes, Scophthalmidae. The record is from RefSeq and is a predicted model, not a curated record. Bases 196 to 1458 code for a protein of 420 amino acids.
AACCGGUACCAUCCGGCAGAGAGUCUCUGGCGGCCAUCUUAGUUGUACCAACGGCUAUCACAACACACGUCAGGAAGUGUCGGACCCGAUCUGUGUGUUGUACUUCUGUUGGGGUCAACUCUCCCAGUCAAACUACAGUCAAAGAGCGGUCUGAGGAACAUUUCGAGUGCCUGCUGAGACCACCCAGUAUCCUAGAUGGACUCGGAUAUUUUGAACAUAGAGGAGAUAGUGAUGGGACGGGGGUUGCCAGAUCCACCUCCCGAGGUUCCCCCCGAAAAGCCAGCGGAACCAUACAAACCCAAAACUUUGAACGGCCCCCCUGUGCCCGCCGUUCAAUCCUACCAGCAUGAAAAUCUGCAGUGUUUCCAGUGCUUCAUCACAUUUUGCAGUGCCAAAGCCAAGGAAAGGCACAUGAAGAAGAGCCACCGUGAAGAGUAUAAGCAACAGCUUCAGCAGGGAAACACACUGUUCACAUGCUAUGUGUGUGAUCGCACAUUCCUGUCAUCCGAGGAACUGACGCAGCACCAGCCAACACACAGCAAGGAUGACAAGCCCUUCAAAUGCGUUCACUGCAAGGAGAGCUUUAAGACAUUCUCUGAGCUCACAACCCAUAGAAGACAAGUGUGUCCAGAAAAACAGUUGGUGUGUAAAGAUUGCAAUGAAACCUUCCGGAGUGCCGGACUUCUGCGUACUCAUCGCCUGACCCAGCAUCCCCGCCCGGAUGUGGAGACUGCAGAGCAACCAGACGACUCUACCAAAACCCAUCGCUGUAAGAAGUGUAGUCAAAGCUUUGAAACCGAGUCUGAGCUGAUAGCUCACCAGGAGAAGUUCCCCGAAGGUCAGCAAUGCAACGGCAGCGCUUCGUCCGUGAAGAAGCGUGGACGGCCGACCAAAGCCGAAGACCCAGCUGGCGCUGAUAAAAAGGGAAAGCGAAAAAAGAAGGAUGAGGCAGACGCACCUGAGGAGGCAGUGAAGGCCAGCAGUACACCAGAGUCAGCAGCACCCCCUGCAGAGGAGAAGGGGAAAGCAGGUGGAGCGAAGCGAGGCCGUCCCUCUAAAGCAGCAGCAGCAGCAGCAGCAGCAAAAUCAGAAACGGAAGAUAAGAAGAGUUCCGAAGAUGAAAGUCAGGCUCCAGAAAAGGAGAAGAAACCUAAAGCGGAUUCAGCUGCCCCGCGUCAGCACCCGUGUCCUGAAUGUGACCUCUCAUUCCCCAGCUUGAUUCAGCUCCGUGCUCACAAGAAGGAGAAACACGCCCCGCGCAAAGCCCACCCCUGUGACGAAUGUGAAGAGAGCUUUGCCCGCCCCGAGCAGCUUGACGCCCACAUGUCACGGGCACACGCUGUUGGUCGUUUUGCCUGUCCGACCUGUGGAAAAAGCUUUGGCCGUGAGCGCACCCUGAAAGCUCACCAAAAAAGCCACCCGGAUGAAAGCCCCGAAACCCCAAUUGCAAAGAGAUAAUUUGGACGUGGGGACCUUUCAGAAAGUGUAUGGUUUUUUGAGGAUUUUAGCCAGGAAUUGUCCUUUUUUAAUAUUGAAGAUUUGAUGCUUCACAUAAUGGUUUGAGAUGAGUUUGGAAUGGUUUUGAGAAUGAUGUUUUAGCAAAUUUUGUGUUGAGUUAUUGAUUAUGAGCUGAUGAAUUUAUGGACGAACAGACACACACUAAAUUGACUAACCAAAUGUUGUUAAAUCAAUCUAUUACACCCAUGGUCACAGAACAUAGUUCAUUUGUAAAAACAAACCUGUUUCGAUUAACUGUUAAAAAAUGAUUUGUUUCUGUUUUUUAAGCGUGAAAUGCGUGUGGUGUUUUUUACUUUACUUUGUGUUUUGAGUUCAACUCACUUUGUGGUCAAAUGUUUUUUUAAUGUUUUUUUUUCUCCGAUACAAAUUGGGUAAGGAUAUACUUUGAAAAAAAUUUAGAUGCCUAGUAAGGAUACUAUGUUUGAAUGUUUUGUCAAAAGAAAUGUCAUGUACAGCUUCUGGUUCAUAUUGUGCUUUUUUCUUUUUUACACUUAAUAUUUUGAUCAUAAUCCUUUCUAAAUUAAGUCUCAUUGAGAUGGAUUUUUAUUUUUAUUUUUUUAAUAAUUACUUUCUGCUAACAUUUUAUUUUAGCCAAGUGCUCCAGAUUCAAUGUGGGGUGUUUGACUCGUGGGCAGAAAUUAUCCCUUAUAAUCCUGAUUCGUCUUACAGUAAAAGUCUCACCUUUAUUUUUUCACUUAUUAGAGUAAUAGUUCAUGUCUUAGAUAUUUCUGAAAUGGAACUCAUUGCUUUGUAAUACCUUAUGAGUCCCAUAAGGAACUGUGUAUAUCAUGUUAUUCGCUGAUUGGAUUGUUUCUCUCCCCACUGCAAUGUGUCUGGACACUUCCAAAAAAUGUAAUAAAACAUGCUAUCCCAAGGGAGGCUGCUGAAGAAAUGAA